GACGGCUUGGUCUGCUGCCAUAUUAAAAUAAGAGUACACUUUAAAUUCCAAAAGUCAUACAAUCAGUCCGUGGUGGGUCUCGCACAUACAAGGUUUUACUGCCUUAAUUCUAUUCACGUGCUCCAUCCCCUAGCGUGUAGUGGAUUGAACCCAGAGUCUCUACAUGGUGACAAACGCUCUAUUCCUGAGGUACCCCACUAACCUGAAUUCAUUCCUGAGUAGUUAACACACCUCCAUGGUGCAGAAUUGAAAAGGCUCUACACCACAUAGAAUGAAAUUAAACCCCUCAGGUCUGCAUCAGGCAGUAAACACACACACACACACACACACACACACACACACACACACACACACACACAGAGUUAACAUUUAACAAUGUACCAAAGGCUAGCUCUUUUCCUCUCUUCCUGUUGCCUUUCUCCAUUGUCAUGUUUUUCCAAAGAAAACCCAAUGCAUAGGAAAGAUUAAGCAUCGAUCUAUGAAUAUAUCUCCUUUGGUUUAUCCAAGCAGUAAUCAAGAUUUAGUAUUCUUUAUCAUGUUUUUAAUUAAGGAUAUAAUUAAGUCACUUCAUACAAACAUAUAUUCUCUCUCUUUCUGUUUUUCAAGAUAGGAUUCCUCUGUGUAGCAUUACCUGUCUUGGAACUCACUAUGUAGACCAGGCUGGCCCUCAAACUCACAGAGAUCCUGCCUCUGCCUUCCGAGUGCUAGGAUUAAGUGUGAGCCCGGCUUUGGAUUUCCCACACGCUCUUACAGUCCGGUAACCAUAGAGAGCAUUGUGGCCUUUAACUCCCCAUCCUGAGCUUCCUAAAAGCUGAGAUUAAUAUGCUACCAUGCCUGCCUUAAGGUUUAUUAUAUGGUUCUUGACUCUAUCCUCCACUGGACAUUUAGCACCUUGGUAAGAUCUUGGCAGGUAAACCAAGCCCAUCCAAUUGGUAUCCCACCAGGCUCCCGCACUGGGCCACACCGAAGGCACCGGGAGCAAGUGCUUCAAACGCCAAGGCUGCAAAAUUCACAUUGCACAGAGGUGUGUUCUUCCAUACAACCUUUGCCUUACAUAUCCUUGCCUCCGUGAACUCCUCAUCCUCUUAAAUGUUCUAUGACAGCUGAUGAUGGAGCUGGAAGCCAAAUUGGUACCUUGACUCAUAAAUAAAUAAAUAGCUCGGUAAGGUACCGUAAGAGCCAUGAUGGCAGACACCCCAUAGCCUCCUUGUUUUAAGUGCUGUUUGUUUGCCUGCUGCCCCAGUGGGAUUGGAUCCGGGGUCUUGUAUAUGACGCCAGUGAGGUACUGCAUCGCCGAGCCAUAAUCCCAGCCCAUUAAUUUUUUUAUUUUUGACACAGGGUUUUAUUAUAUUGCUCAGGCAUGCACUACCAUGCCCAGUUUAACUUUAAUUUUUUUUUUUUUUUUUGCUGUAAGUGUAUUUCAGUAGUAGAGUGAGUUCUUAGUACUCAUGAGUGGCUGGGUUCUAAAUAAAUGUCACAGACUCAUAGGCAGGGCUUCCAUAGCGGCCAGAGUUGUGGGCUCCAGAUUCUUCCAAGCUCUUGGUUCAGAUCACUGUCAUCAUAAUACCAUUGUGGUCAAAUAAUUUAGCAUGUCUUUGAGCGUUAGCUAUGAAAUAGCUAUGAAAUAGAUUUAAAGAGAUGCCAAUAUGAAGGGCUUUGUUCAAAGGCACUCUUAAGUGCUUCAGCGCCUGGAGCUAGAGACUAGGGUAGCCCAAGAUUCAGGAGACAGAGGCUGGAGGCUUACACACUUCUAGACCAGCCUGGUUUACAAAACAAGUUCCAGGCUACCCUCGUCUCACAAAUAGGAAAGCCAAGAGCUAGACUAACGACGUAAGAGCAGUUUGUUCCUUCCUAGUCCAGAAUCCCUGGUUUCUGAGUGGUCCAUCCAGGGACGUUCAAGCCCACAGUGUGUGUCUGUGCAAGUGAAGCUGUCAUUUCUGUCUUCUGUCCCCUUGUCUUUGGACACAGAGCUGCUCAUUACCCCUGUGAGGAUGGAUGACACAAUUGACUAUAACACAGGUAGGAUCUGACCGAGCCUUUUACAAGGAUGGUACAGGAAUGUGGUAUUUCAUUUCCAACGAGGCUGGCUUGCGUUAAAAGUUCACCUCUCAAAACGAGCCCCCUUUCUCUUUCUCAUUUCUCACCUCCCAGCUCCUGGGGGACAUUCAGCCAAAGUUGGAGCUCAAGGGUCUGGCCCUUCCCCCCUUGGCCCAAAAUAACCUCCUCCCCCACUUGGGGGGAAUGCUUGGAAUUCUUUCGACCGAGGACAAAGGCUUUCAUCUGCCAAUUACUGAUAAAGGGAAGAUGCUAAUAUGCCGGAGAGGGUGAUCCAUCAAGGGCUCAACGUUUACUGAGUGACCACUUAGACCCAGCAGAGGGGUGGCCAUUCUGGGGGCGUCAAAGGGGGACAAAUACCUGGCUGGCUCAUUCUUCUGUGAUUUCCUCCAGGUUUGGAAAGGGAGGGGGACCAAGUCAGGUGACUGAGUAACCUCUGCCCACUCUAAGAAACUGGCUGAUAUCAGACUUUUUCCUUUGGGGGGAAAACUCAGAAGCCACAGGGGGGUGGGGAGAGGUGGAGGGGAGAGAACCCCAGGGAGGUAGGUGAAGCAGGAAGAUGUCCAACGUCCCAUUUGACAGUUUUGCUUUAAUUCUUAACCCACUGAUUCUCAGCCCUGGGCCCCUCCUGAAAACAGCCUGAAGCAUAAAUGAAGUUGAGCAUUUGAAAAGGCAAGCGGCGUGGUUGAGAGCCAGUAGCUCUGCCUUUCUGAUUCCCAGCUUCCUUGUUUACAAAACGGGGCAGCAAGGCCGUAAGACAUCUCCUUUAAAAGAUUCUUUCUCACGAGAAGAGCCAGGUAAAGAGGUCCAUGUCCCCACGUCAUUCCCCCCCCCCCCUCUUUGGUGCUGGGUAUGGAACCCAGAACCCAGGCUUGCUGGGCCUAGUUCGCCGCUGAAUCACAUCCCCAGCUGGCUCCUGGUUUCCAACAGGGAUGGUUAGAAAGGCUGUCCCAGUGGGCGCAGCUGAUCCAACGUAGAUGUAAUUUCAGUGACAAAUUUGGGGUUUACGUAGAAGACUUCUACCACUAACGUACACGGAUAGGAAUUAAAACAAACUUCAAAGAGUAGAUUUGGGGGCGGGUGGAAAAAGUAGAGAAAUAUACGGUAGGAAAUUCUAGUGUAAGGGAGGGUGACCAAGCCUGCUCACAGCUGAUUUCAGGUGGCAAGGCCACUUCCUCCCCACAUCUGUCUGAAUCAGUGCUGUUGACGUUGAGGACAAGAUAGGAAGAGCAGUCACCUAAAUUCAUAAUUUCUUGAAUCUGGGUUUCCCCGGUGCGCAAAAUGACCUGCUUUAGCUCCUGCACUGAAUAAGAAGCUGCAGUCAAUGGUAGCGUCACCUGGGAGGUCUCGCAGAACAUCCCUGGUGCAAAGUCAUUAGGCCCUUGCAAGAAAGAGGCCGUAGGGAACAAAGUUUGGGGCCAGCCUUUCUCCCAACUUAAAAAGAGGCCUGACUUGUCCGUUUUGGAAUUCCAGGACCACUGAGGGCCAAUUCUGGGAGCAGUCACAAGCACUACUUAAAAGACAGAGGAACAUUGGGGGAUCUGAUACCCCUCGCAUAUUCACAAAGGCUGCCCCUACCUUCUCCGCUGAGAAAACAGUAUGGAUUAAUCAAGGUGCUGUACCCCAGAAAGCCACGAACAUCACUACUUUUCCCCUAAAUUGCCGCAGGAGAGAGGCUUACCUUUUGCCUGCCUGGUGAAUCCGAUUCUCUAGUCCCUCCUGUGUAUCGACUAUCUCUUCUCAGCGAGUGUAGAGACUUUUCUUUCUUUCUUUCUUUUUAAAAGCCCAACUUCUGUUUCAGGGCUGUACUACCGAGGCUGUCCGAAUGAAUGAGCGAAAGGCUUUCUUCCGGUCAGUUGCAGUCUGAGAAGGCUGUGGACUGGUUGUAUUUCCUGUACCUGUGCCUGUGUCUCCAUAUUAUUUCAGCCCGGGAGUUUAAAAGUUAUGCAGUCUGUACAGAUACAGAACUCCGCUAAUUUCUUUCUGAGCCCCUCGGAUGCCAUAUGGAAAUAUGGCAGGUUCGCAAAUGGAUAGGGGUCUGGACAGGCUGGCCCCUCCCCCCUAGACAUGCAGUAAGGAAAGCAAAACAGAAAAAGAAAUCAUACAUGCAAAAUACUUUGAAUUUAGGUCGCCAGCCUAGGUAAUGAGGAAAGGUGGUUGAAGGAAGAGAGGGGCGGCCCUGGGUAACCCAAGCAAGGAGGACAGGGGCAGAAGUGGGGGGGUCGGUUUUGGGGGUGCCAGGCCCCGGGGGCUUUCACGCCAGCAGGCUCGGCUAGCAUUUCCGCGCCUCCCGCUGAGGCCAUCCGUGCAAAUCUGCACCUCCCUCCCCACCCCCUCCUCUCUUUCCCUCCCUCCCUGCCCCGCCAUCUCUGGGAUGCGCCCGCCGCCUGCAACUCAGCCCUUCAAAAGUCAGCUCCCGGGCGGCGGCGGCGCCUGCGUGCAGAGGCGCACUCGUGACCCAACAACAAAACAGCGAUGCCAAGGCGCUAACGGCGCCCGGUGCGUCCCAGGCUCCCUUCUGGCCCCACACCUCCUACGGCUGCGGUCCCCGACACCCCCAACCCGAGCCCCCCUUCUCCCCAACUAGCCUAGCCGCAAGCUCGGAGCCCGAUCGGCAACAAUGUUUACGUUCCGGGGAUUAUGACGUCGACGCCUCCCCCCCCACAACUGCUGAAAAUGGUUUCCUAGGACUUUGCAAACGGAUCUGCUUAAGUGUUGGUGCAAAACUUUGUAGAUAUCGGCUCUGGCUUGCUCUAUUUAUUUAUUUUUUUUUUGGUUUCUUUUCUUUGGUCUUCCCUCCUUUCCCCCUCCGCCAAAAUGCAGGGGGCAGGAGUGUUGACAAUUAAUUGGUGAACUCCCCUAAAAAAAUGGAGGCAGAGAAAGACUCUGGAAGAAGAUUGGUGUGUAGCUUUUUUUUUUCCUCCCCCAAAUCUGUAUCUGGUAUAUGAUCGAUUUAUCUAUUUGUUUAUUUUUGGUUGUUUCUCGCUGCCUUUUCUUUCCUUUUCUGUAUUUUGCAAGAGGACCGGAAAAAAAUAAAUUGCAUGCAAAAGGAAGCGAGCAGCUUACUCCUCCAGUCUCUUGUGAGGCUCAGGGUCUCAGACACUUAAGUGGGGAGGAGGUAGCGCCGAAAGGCGUGGAAGGGGCUGAGCGGGCUCGGGGUUCGCCUGGGAUCUGGGGGGCUGCGGGGCUCGGUGCUGAGCGGCGGAGGGAGGAGGAAGAAGGAUGCGGGGAGUGGUGGGGGAGUCUCCUUAGGAAGUGAGUGUGCGCGCGCGCUCGUGGGGAGAUGAGGCAGCUGCUGCGUGCGAUUGACCGCCAGAGAUACGACGAGAACGAAGACUUGUCGGACGUGGAGGAAAUUGUCAGCGUCCGUGGCUUCAGCCUGGAGGAGAAGCUACGUAGCCAGCUAUACCAGGGGGACUUCGUGCAUGCCAUGGAAGGCAAAGAUUUUAACUAUGAGUACGUACAGAGAGAAGCUCUCAGGGUUCCCCUGGUUUUUCGAGACAAGGAUGGACUAGGAAUCAAGAUGCCAGACCCUGACUUCACAGUCCGAGACGUCAAACUCCUGGUGGGGAGUCGCCGGCUGGUGGACGUGAUGGACGUGAACACCCAGAAGGGCACGGAGAUGAGCAUGUCCCAGUUCGUGCGUUACUACGAGACACCAGAGGCACAGAGGGACAAACUGUACAAUGUCAUCAGCCUCGAGUUCAGCCAUACGAAGCUGGAGCAUCUAGUCAAGCGUCCCACUGUGGUGGACCUGGUCGACUGGGUGGACAACAUGUGGCCCCAACAUCUAAAGGAAAAGCAGACAGAAGCCACAAACGCCCUUGCCGAGAUGAAAUACCCCAAAGUGAAGAAGUACUGUCUGAUGAGCGUGAAGGGCUGUUUCACCGACUUCCACAUUGACUUUGGAGGCACCUCCGUGUGGUACCAUGUUUUCCGUGGCGGGAAGAUCUUUUGGCUGAUCCCCCCAACCCUGCACAACUUGGCUCUGUAUGAGGAGUGGGUGCUGUCUGGCAAACAGAGUGACAUCUUUCUGGGAGACCGAGUGGAACGCUGCCAAAGAAUUGAGCUGAAGCAAGGCUACACAUUUUUCAUCCCUUCUGGUUGGAUCCAUGCAGUGUACACGCCCGUGGACUCUCUGGUGUUCGGCGGGAACAUCCUGCACAGCUUCAACGUGCCCAUGCAGCUGCGCAUCUACGAGAUCGAGGACAGGACCCGGGUUCAGCCCAAGUUCCGUUACCCCUUCUACUAUGAGAUGUGCUGGUAUGUCUUGGAGAGAUACGUGUACUGUGUGACCCAGCGCUCCUACCUCACUCAGGAAUACCAGCGAGAAUUAAUGCUCAUUGAUGCCCCAAGAAAAAACAGUGUAGACGGUUUCUCAUCUGAUUCCUGGCUGGAGAUGGAGGAGGAGUCCCGUGAGCAGCAGCUCCAGGAGGAGGAGGACAAGGAAGAGGAAGGGGAUGGUGCAGACAAAACACCCAAGCCACCCACCGAGGGCCCCACCUCACCCACCAGCACCCAGUCGGAAGACCAGGACAGCACAGGGAAGAAGCCUAAAGCCCCUGCUAUGCGAUUCCUCAAGAGGACUUUGUCCAAUGAGUCCGAGGAAAGUGUCAAGUCCACAGCGAUGCCCGUAGACUACCCCAAGACGCCCACAGGCUCCCCGGCCACUGAGGUUUCUACCAAGUGGACUCACCUUACCGAAUUUGAACUGAAGGGCUUGAAAGCCCUGGUUGAAAAACUAGAGUCUCUUCCGGAGAAUAAGAAGUGUGUCCCUGAGGGAAUUGAGGACCCCCAGGCCCUCCUGGAAGGUGUUAAGAAUGUACUGAAGGAACACGUGGAUGAUGACCCCAACCUGGCCAUCACCGGGGUCCCCGUGGUCAGUUGGCCAAAGAAAACUCCAAAGAACCGGGUGGUGGGUCGGCCUAAGGGCAAGUUGGGCCCGGCCUCAGCGGUGAAGUUGGCUGCCAACCGAACAACAGCAGGAGCUCGCAGGCGCCGGACGCGAUGCCGCAAGUGCGAGGCCUGCCUGCGGACGGAGUGUGGAGAGUGCCACUUUUGCAAGGACAUGAAGAAGUUCGGAGGUCCUGGGCGCAUGAAGCAGAGCUGCAUCAUGCGGCAGUGCAUCGCGCCAGUGCUGCCCCACACCGCCGUGUGCCUUGUGUGUGGCGAGGCAGGGAAGGAGGACACAGUGGAAGAGGAAGAAGGCAAGUUUAACCUCAUGCUCAUGGAGUGCUCCAUCUGCAACGAGAUCAUCCACCCUGGAUGCCUUAAGAUUAAGGAAUCAGAGGGUGUGGUCAACGAUGAGCUUCCCAACUGCUGGGAGUGUCCGAAGUGUAACCAUGCCGGCAAGACCGGGAAAGCCUACAAGCAAAAGCGUGGCCCUGGCUUUAAGUAUGCCUCCAACUUGCCUGGCUCCUUGCUCAAGGAGCAGAAGAUGAACCGGGACAACAAGGAAGGGCAGGAGCCUGCCAAGCGGAGGAGUGAGUGUGAAGAGGCCCCCCGUCGCAGGUCAGACGAGCACCCCAAGAAGGUGCCUACAGAUGGCAUCCUCCGCCGAAAGUCUGACGAUGUGCACCUGAGGAGGAAGCGGAAAUACGAGAAGCCCCAAGAGCUGAGUGCACGCAAGCGAGCCUCGACGCUUCAAACGUCCCCCGGUUCCUCCUCUCACCUCUCGCCGAGGCCCCCUCUAGGCAGCAGUCUCAGCCCUUGGUGGAGAUCCAGUCUCACUUACUUCCAGCAGCAGCUAAAACCUGGCAAAGAAGAUAAGCUUCUCAGGAAAAAGCGGCGGUCCUGGAAGAACGCUGAGGAUCGGCUGUCACUGGCCAACAAGCCCCUUCGGCGCUUCAAGCAGGAGCCAGAGGACGACCUGCCUGAGGCACCUCCUAAGACCCGGGAGAGUGAUCAGUCACGGUCCAGCUCGCCCACAGCUGGGCCCAGCACUGAGGGGGCCGAGGGCCCAGAAGAGAAGAGGAAGGUGAAGAUGCGCCGGAAACGGCGGCUUCCCAACAAGGAGUUGAGCAAAGAGCUAAGCAAGGAGCUCAACCACGAGAUCCAAAAGACAGAGAGCACCUUAGCCCACGAGAACCACCAGCCUAUCAAGUCAGAGCCCGAGAGUGAAAACGAGGAGCCAAAGAGGCCCUUAAGCCACUGCGAGCGCCCGCACCGCUUCAGCAAAGGGCUCAACGGCACUCCUCGGGAGCUGCGGCACUCACUGGGACCUGGGCUUCGCAGCCCACCUCGUGUCAUCUCCCGGCCCCCGCCCUCUACAUCCCCACCCAAGUGCAUCCAGAUGGAGCGUCACGUGAUCCGGCCACCACCCAUCAGCCCCCCACCUGACUCGCUGCCCCUGGAUGAUGGAGCAGCCCAUGUCAUGCAUAGGGAGGUGUGGAUGGCAGUCUUCAGCUACCUCAGCCACCAAGACCUGUGUGUCUGCAUGCGGGUCUGCAGGACCUGGAACCGCUGGUGCUGCGAUAAGCGGUUGUGGACCCGCAUCGACCUGAACCACUGCAAGUCCAUCACUCCCCUGAUGCUGAGCGGCAUCAUCCGGCGGCAGCCGGUCUCCCUGGAUCUCAGCUGGACCAACAUCUCCAAGAAGCAGCUGAGCUGGCUCAUCAACCGGUUGCCUGGGCUCCGAGACUUGGUGCUGUCAGGCUGCUCAUGGAUCGCUGUCUCAGCCCUCUGUAGCUCCAGUUGUCCACUGCUCCGGACCCUGGAUGUCCAGUGGGUAGAAGGACUAAAGGAUGCCCAGAUGCGGGAUCUCCUGUCUCCACCCACAGACAACAGGCCAGGUCAAAUGGACAAUCGGAGCAAGCUCCGGAACAUUGUGGAACUGCGCCUAGCUGGCCUGGACAUCACAGAUGUCUCCCUGCGGCUCAUUAUUCGCCAUAUGCCCCUGCUCUCCAAGCUCCACCUCAGUUACUGUAACCACGUCACUGAUCAGUCCAUCAACCUGCUCACUGCGGUCGGCACCACCACCCGGGACUCUCUGACAGAGAUCAACCUAUCGGACUGCAAUAAGGUCACUGACCAGUGCCUGUCCUUCUUCAAACGCUGUGGAAAUAUCUGUCAUAUUGACCUGAGGUACUGCAAGCAAGUCACCAAGGAAGGCUGUGAGCAGUUCAUAGCUGAAAUGUCUGUGAGUGUCCAGUUUGGGCAAGUGGAAGAGAAACUCCUGCAAAAACUAAGUUAGCUCCAGGACAAGGAUGUAAAUAUGGGGGUUUGGGGGAAUACAGCCAGGGAGAGGGAAGACUGCAGAGACAAGUGGGCCUGUAUUUCCCUUUGGAAUCUGAAACGAGACUACAGGACACAGUUCUGUUUUGCAAGUCUUGCCAAGGGAGAAGCCGUUCAACCACCCAUUUGGGGAUGAGUGAGCCAGAUGUUUUCCUUUGCUCUUUCUACAUCGUAACUGCACUGCUUCUGGACCAUUUCUAAGGCGGCCUUUAGAAGACAUUCCAAUUGCAAAGGAAGAUGAGCUUCAGAGAAAUCCUCUUAGAAGCCUGAGUUUAGUGUUUUUAUCAGCAGCUUCUGUUUGGGACACCUUGUUCCUUGCAAUGCUGAGGCUUCUGGUGUCAACAUGGAGUGGACCACAAACACCACCUGCAGCCAUCUUGACACAUUUUGUUUAGUUGGUUUUGUUACACCUUACAUUAUGCAGAACUAUUUUUGUAUAAAUUGUUUAAAAAUUAUUUAUGCAAGAUU
Rattus norvegicus (Norway rat) is the source of this 9756-nucleotide messenger RNA. The record is from RefSeq and is a predicted model, not a curated record. NCBI's taxonomy places the organism in Eukaryota, Metazoa, Chordata, Mammalia, Rodentia, Muridae.